AUGUCCAAUCAUGGCUACGCCUCCCCGUGUGCAAGUGUCAAGGAUAGUGAUCAAGUUGUAUGAUGUGGAUAAAGGGCAACUAGACUAAUAGCAAUCCAGCGUCUAAACCGACAGUUAUGAUAGGCUUUGCAAGAUUUUGAAGGAUCUCCCGAGUUCGUGUUACACCCAUUUCUCAUACGUAUGACGACUCUACACUCCUGUCCCCUAACAUCAAAUGAUGUAGCACAAUCUACAUGCCAUUCUUCUAUCUGUAGACAACCCUCCCAGUCAAGGUGGCGUGUACAGGGACUGCUAUGUACUUCGCAUGUCCAGUCAAUCAAGUUGGUGGAAGUCUUAGAGGGGAUGAUGCGCGUUCCUUCCUAGACUCACCUAUAACGGCCCUAUCAACAGCUGGUAUGCUCCAAUACCCACACUUCAUCCCUGAAAAUGAAGGUGAAUGGCCAGGAGAGGGUAUUCAGCUUUUGGUCCCACAGCCGGGAUUGCCGCACGUGCAAGGCUCACGCUUUCUUGGUGAAUUUGGCCUCGAAUUCCGAUGCGUGGUCAAAGCUGGUAGGCCUAGAGUAUACGUGGCAUCACAGUCUUUUAUUGUAACAGUUCCUGCUAGCAAGAACUCAUUCUAAUCAAGUGUCUACAUAACAAAGCCCGGAAAUGCGUGUCACGUAAGUGGAAUAAAUAAGCGAGCUCCUCCAGCAGUUAUACAAAUGUCCUAAGAAUGUGAAGAUAUGGAGGCCAGGACUCUUGCAAGUUAUUGACGUGAAUAUUGCUGUCAUACAACUACCCUUAGCCGCCGAGGAAGAAGGAAGACAACAGGGCUACUGCAAGCAGGGGAUAUGA
Molecule: messenger RNA, 834 nt
Organism: Hymenoscyphus albidus
Lineage: Eukaryota; Fungi; Ascomycota; Leotiomycetes; Helotiales; Helotiaceae
Source: the annotation of a GenBank genome assembly